AUUUCCGUGUCGGGCAAGGAUUCUUCACCCCAUCCAUUUCUUGCCCCUUUCCCUUCUCACCAAGCAAUCAAUCACUCCCUCCCACUGCCCCGUCCCGCGCCUUUGCGUGCCGUGCACUUCACUUCACUUCACUCCUUCCCUCUUUUCCAUUCCUUUUUCGGAGUGGAGUCGGGUGUGCGUGCGGGAGAUGGAGCAGGAGGCGGGGAUGGCCAUGGGAGCCACGUCUCUGGCGCCGGGGUUCAGAUUCCAUCCCACCGACGAGGAGCUGGUUCGCUACUACUUGACGAGGAAGGCCUGUGGGAAGCCUUUCAGAUUCGAAGCGGUUACUGAAAUCGACGUCUACAAGUCGGAGCCAUGGGAGCUCGCAGAGUACUCGUCUCUUAAAAGUCGAGAUCUUGAAUGGUACUUCUUCAGCCCCGUGGAUCGUAAGUACGGAAACGGGUCCCGACUGAAUCGCGCCACCGGACAAGGGUAUUGGAAAGCGACCGGGAAGGACCGUACGGUGUACCACAAAAACCAAACUAUAGGGAUGAAGAAAACGCUCGUUUUCCACAGCGGACGAGCUCCCGAGGGCAAGCGAACGAAUUGGGUGAUGCACGAGUAUCGACUUUGUGAUUACGAGUUGCAAAUUUCCGGAGUUCCGCAGGAUUCGUUUGUGCUUUGUAGAAUCUUCCAGAAAAGUGGUUUGGGGCCGCCGAACGGCGAUCGGUAUGCACCGUUUGUCGAGGAGGAAUGGAAUGAAGAUGCACUCGUUGUCGUUCCUGGCGGAGAUGUCGAAGAUGAUUUCGCCAAUGUUGAUGAAGAACGAGUCGAUCUCGACCAGGACACACCGCCGCUAAGCAUGGCUCCCCCUGGUUCCGAAAAUGCCCCCGGCCCGUCGAUCCAUCCGUUUACAUGCAAACGCGAGAGGUCGGAGGACAACCCGGAUCCCUCCGCUGCAUCCAAAACGAAAAAGUCGAAGCCCGAGAAUCCCAACGUGAACGGAUCCGAGGAAUCGACGACAACGACGACGACGACAAAUUUUUCCCCGGCGCUACUAGAAUUUCCUUUGUCGGAGCCUCUCGACUCGAAAGAAACCCAACCGGCGACGAACACGGUCUCGUUCGACUCGUCCAAUUUGGAGAAAUCGGUGCCUCCCGGGUACCUAAAAUUCAUCGGAAAUCUCGAGAGCGAGAUCCUUAAUGUGUCGAUGGAACGGGAGACGUUGAAGAUCGAAGUGAUGCGCGCCCAAGCGAUGAUCAAUAUUCUUCAAUCCCGAAUCGACGAGCUAACGAAGGAGAGAGACGAGUUUCGAAAGCGCGACUGAGGAGGUGAGGAGGUACGUGUGAGUCGUCGUUUGAUAAAGCUUAUCGAUCGAUGUAUUUUUUUUUUUUUUCGGAACCGCAGAGUAAGGAAGGGUCUUUAGGACAAGUUAUGAGUUAUGUAAAUUUUGCGUAGGUUUAUUACUUUAGUUUUGAGAGUGAAUCCGUCGAUCUAACGUUGUGUUCUCCUGAAACGAAUCUAGUUUAAUAAAGUUGGUGUCUUUAGAUACAA
This is a messenger RNA of Andrographis paniculata, 1533 nucleotides long. Its product is annotated as NAC domain containing protein 50-like. Bases 188 to 1306 code for a protein of 372 amino acids. Lineage: Eukaryota; Viridiplantae; Streptophyta; Magnoliopsida; Lamiales; Acanthaceae. The record is from RefSeq and is a predicted model, not a curated record. Gene Ontology annotation, biological process: regulation of DNA-templated transcription. Gene Ontology annotation, molecular function: DNA binding. The transcript has 4 exons.